UCUCGAGCGGCUGCAGCGGCUCCGGUUCCUGCCGCAGCUCUCUCGCUCCCCUUCUUCCCGGCCCAGCACACCCCCGAGCGCGCCCGCCAUGGCUUUGCUCACCGCGGCCGCCCGGCUCUUCGGAACCAAGAAUGCUUCCUGUCUUGUUGUUGCUGCCCGGCAUGCCAGUGCUUCCUCUGUGAAUUUGAAAGAUGUAUUGUCUGACCUGAUACCUAAGGAACAGGCCAGAAUUAAAAACUUCAGACAGCAACAUGGCAAGACAGUGGUGGGCCAAAUCACUGUUGAUAUGAUGUAUGGUGGCAUGAGAGGCAUGAAGGGAUUGGUAUAUGAAACGUCAGUUCUUGAUCCUGAUGAGGGUAUCCGCUUCAGAGGCUACAGUAUCCCUGAAUGCCAAAAGCUGCUGCCCAAGGCUAAGGGUGGGGAAGAACCCUUGCCUGAGGGCUUAUUUUGGCUGCUUGUAACAGGAAAAAUCCCAACAGAAGAACAGGUAUCUUGGCUCUCAAAAGAGUGGGCGAAAAGGGCAGCUCUGCCUUCCCAUGUUGUGACCAUGUUGGACAACUUUCCCAAUAAUCUACAUCCCAUGUCUCAACUCAGUGCAGCCAUUACAGCCCUCAACAGUGAAAGUAAUUUUGCUCGGGCAUACGCAGAGGGUGUCCACCGAACCAAGUACUGGGAGUUGGUUUACGAAGACUGUAUGGAUCUGAUCGCAAAGCUACCUUGUGUUGCAGCAAAGAUUUACCGAAAUCUUUACCGGGAGGGCAGCAGCAUUGGGGCCAUUGACUCUAAGCUGGACUGGUCCCACAAUUUCACCAACAUGUUAGGCUAUACCGAUGCUAAAUUCACUGAGCUCAUGCGCUUGUACCUCACCAUCCACAGUGACCACGAGGGUGGCAAUGUAAGUGCCCAUACCAGCCACCUUGUGGGCAGUGCCCUUUCAGACCCUUACCUGUCCUUUGCAGCAUCUAUGAACGGGCUGGCGGGGCCCCUACAUGGACUGGCAAACCAGGAAGUGCUCGUUUGGCUGACACAACUACAGAAGGAAGUAGGCAAAGAUGUGUCAGAUGAGAAGUUACGAGACUACAUAUGGAAUACACUUAACUCAGGACGGGUUGUCCCAGGCUAUGGCCAUGCUGUCCUAAGAAAGACAGACCCGCGCUAUACCUGUCAGCGGGAGUUCGCUCUGAAACAUCUGCCUCAAGACCCCAUGUUCAAGCUAGUUGCUCAGCUGUACAAGAUUGUGCCCAAUGUUCUCUUAGAACAGGGCAAGGCCAAGAACCCUUGGCCCAAUGUUGAUGCUCACAGUGGGGUGCUGCUCCAGUACUACGGCAUGACGGAGAUGAAUUACUACACGGUCCUGUUUGGGGUGUCACGGGCACUGGGUGUACUGGCACAGCUCAUCUGGAGCCGAGCCUUAGGCUUCCCUCUAGAGAGGCCCAAGUCCAUGAGCACGGAUGGUCUGAUGAAGUUUGUGGACUCUAAGUCAGGGUAAAACUGGAGACUGGGGUAAACAACUAGAAAGUGAGGGCGCUUAAAAAAAAGUAUACUUUUGUUUCAGGGGGCCUUUAAAGACUUAAGAUUAAAUUGUAUCUGAGGCACUGAUACUAAGUUUGAGGUUAAUAUAAAUUAAAACUUUAAGAGAUAAAAAGUGAUCCCUUCCCUAAACAGCUCCUUCUCCCUGCCUGGUAAGAGUUGCCCAUCAACUGUAGGAUGAACAGGACUAAUGCAUGUGGUACAGGUUAGCUUUGCCAUGCCCCGCCACCAUCUCUAGAGAGAAUCUUGUUCCUUUUCCCUGGGACAAAACAGGUUGCAGACAAUCUGCAGUCAUGUCAAGAGCUUUUGGUUCUCCCCUUAAUGGGCCAGCAAACCAGGAUUCUGCCAUUUUCAUAGGAAUCAUGUUGGAUUGUAAGCUGUACCAAGCCCCAUUUCCUCUCUGUGCACACAGACGCUGCUUCUGAUCAAAGUUUGUUGGUUAGUUGGGUGUGCUUUGACCCUUUUUUUCCUCCCAAAUGCCAUCAGGUGACCAUAAAGGCCAAGGCAUUCAGGUGGCACCUAGUGCUUGAUUUGACUUUUUUUUUUUUUUAAUUCUUGCAUGGACGUUAAGGUGUGGGAGUGUUCUUUUUCCUACUACUUUAAUACUCAUGCCUUUCCCAACUUUCUGUACCUAUUACACUUCAAGCUGAGGAUGUUCUGCAUCUUCACUUCUUGGUCCCUACCUGACUCCUUUUUUUAGCCAGUCACAUACACCACUGUCUGACCUGUGGGCUCUCCCAGCCACUGGGGUUUGAGCACUUUAUGUGAAUUAAGCUCUUAACUUCCACAGAGUACAAACCACUAACCUGUGACUGAUUUCCUCUUCUCCUUUCUUUUACUAUAUACUGUGGGCUAUAGAACAGGGACUUGGAAAUACCCUGCAUGGUCUAGUCCCAGGGGGUACCUACGCCCCUUUUGGAACAGAGAAGUGACUGAAGAUUGGACAUGGUCUUUGAAUCACAGCCUGGGGCUGAGGGCAUUAAGAAUAAUAAGCCUGCCUUCCCAUACCCUGCCACGAGAAAGUGCCCCUGUAUUUAUGGAGGUCCUAAUCCUGCCCUCUCCACAAGCUCACAGUACAGUGUCUGUUUUAGAAGCCCCGUUUGCACAGGUUGUCAGCAACUCAGACCGCUCUACUGCCUUUUCUUCAAGAAAGGAUUGAAAUACACUCCUGCUGUGCCCCUUUCUCCCUCACAACUCCUACCUAUGUUUGUGUGGACCCCCAAGUCCCCAGAACCAUGCUGUUGAGAUGAACACACUGUCUGUAAACCCUGGGUAACUGUCAAGUCACAAUGCAGACUUCAGGUUGUUCUGUAUAAAAAUGCAAAAUAAAUGUUUUUAUUAACAA
This is a messenger RNA of Sorex fumeus (smoky shrew), 2875 nucleotides long. RefSeq names its product citrate synthase (gene CS). The transcript is spliced from 11 exons. Bases 89 to 1489 code for a protein of 466 amino acids. Lineage: Eukaryota; Metazoa; Chordata; Mammalia; Eulipotyphla; Soricidae. Gene Ontology annotation, cellular component: mitochondrial matrix. Gene Ontology annotation, biological process: citrate metabolic process; carbohydrate metabolic process; tricarboxylic acid cycle. The record is from RefSeq and is a predicted model, not a curated record.